AUGCCCGACUGGGCUGCCACCUCGGGCGGCACGGCGUGGGAAGGAGGGGGCCGGGGCACCGGUUCCCAGGAGCCCAGUUUCCGAUUUCCCACAGCGCGGGGCUCCUCCGGACAUUCCUCCCGCCCUCCCCUCGACCCCCCAAUAAAGAAAGAGGAAACGCGGCGCGACCGGCUGCGCAGCGGAAGCGCUGCUCAACGAAUGAGUAAGUCAGGCGCGGGCACGGCACCUUGUUUACCCCACUCGGCGGCGCGCCCCUACGGGCGCCUCGUUGAAAGGCGGCGUCGGAGACGCUGA
This is a messenger RNA of Rangifer tarandus platyrhynchus (Svalbard reindeer), 294 nucleotides long. NCBI's taxonomy places the organism in Eukaryota, Metazoa, Chordata, Mammalia, Artiodactyla, Cervidae. The record is from the annotation of a GenBank genome assembly.